Molecule: messenger RNA, 6231 nt
Organism: Balaenoptera ricei (Rice's whale)
Lineage: Eukaryota; Metazoa; Chordata; Mammalia; Artiodactyla; Balaenopteridae
Gene: USP53
Product: ubiquitin specific peptidase 53
Exons: 17
Coding region: 918-4256 (1112 amino acids)
Biological process (GO): response to auditory stimulus; protein deubiquitination; sensory perception of sound
Cellular component (GO): cell-cell junction
Molecular function (GO): cysteine-type deubiquitinase activity
Source: RefSeq, a predicted model, not a curated record
UUGAUCGCAGGUGUCGCUGCCCUGACUGGCGGUGUUGAGGCGUGUGCGCAUGCUCCGUGUGCAGGAUUGCGCUUUGGGCGGCGGAGACUGGUUGCCUCUGCUCUAGUUCUCGGUGAACCCCGGUUACGGUGGCAGCUGUUGGCGUGUCAGCCUGUUGUCAGCUUGAGGCGGAGCUGGGCCAGCGGGAGGUAGAAGGCCCGUAUUUCUCUACCUGAGCCACACGCUCCCCUCACUAAAAGGGCAGAGCUCAAGAGUUGGGUUGGAGGAAGAGAACCAGGAGGACAUAUAGUUUGACAUCUUGCACAGGAACAGAAGCUACAAUAUUUUAAAAUUAUCUAUUUGUGUCUGUGCCCAUCACAAAACAACUCAUUAUGGUUUGCUUUGAGGUCACAUUGAUAUGAAAUAUGGAGUCACCUUUAAUAACUUCACCUGGGAAAGAGAAAGACUUCUUUCUUAUUGAAGAAACGCGAGGAAAACAAAUGACCAAAUGAAUCGUACCAAAUGCUAACUCUACAUCUUUUUGCAUCAUCUGUUUUUAAAACCAUCAAGACAAAUGACUUGUGCUUUAAAGAAUAUGAUUUGUUCAUCGAUGUUACUUUAGCAGUUUUAAAAAAAUCUUUUUCACUUUAAACUGUACUCUUAUAAAAUUUAACACAGAGAUUUUUAAAUCUUUAAGGCCUUGUUUAAAAUAGCUUUCUUUUUUAGUUUUCAGAACUUCAAUGCUUAUGUAUCCUUUUUUUACUUGACAAAGUCCUCAAAACUACAACAUCAGGAAAGAUAUGGACUUGGAAACUUAUGUUAUGGUAAUAGACUGCAGCGAAUUUAAGUGGACCAUUCAAGAAACCAUCCAUUUUAUCAUCAGAAGUAUCACAUAAGUAUAUAAUUCUUAGCUUUAAUGCAAACAAAGUUGCUUGAAAAUGGCAUGGGUAAAAUUCUUACGGAAACCUGGUGGCAAUCUUGGAAAAACUUAUCAACCUGGGAGUAUGCUAUCCCUAGCCCCUACCAAAGGCUUGUUGAAUGAACCAGGACAAAACAGCUGCUUUCUUAAUAGUGCUGUACAGGUUUUAUGGCAAUUAGAUAUAUUCCGAAGAAGCUUGCGGGUUCUGAAUGGACAUGUUUGUCCGAGAGAUGCCUGCAUAUUUUGUGCAUUGAAGACAAUAUUUCAACAGUUUCAACACAGUCGAGAAAAAGCACUUCCUUCGGAUAACAUAAGACAUGCACUUGCAGAAAGUUUCAAAGAUGAGCAGCGAUUUCAGCUUGGCCUUAUGGAUGAUGCUGCAGAGUGCUUUGAAAAUAUAUUGGAGAGGAUUCAUUUUCACAUAGUGCCAAGCAGAGAUGCAGACAUGUGUACCUCUAAAUCUUGUAUCACUCACCAGAAGUUUGCUAUGACUCUGUAUGAACAGUGUGUGUGUCGUAGCUGUGGAGCAUCAUCAGAUCCUCUACCCUUCACAGAAUUUGUGCGGUACAUUUCUACAACAGCCCUAUGCAAUGAAGUUGAAAGAAUGAUGGAAAGGCAUGAACGCUCUAAGCCUGAAAUGUUUGCAGAAUUGCUGCAAGCAGCGAAUACAACUGAUGACUAUAGGAAAUGUCCUAGUAACUGUGGCCAAAAAAUAAAAAUUCGGCGUGUUUUAAUGAAUUGCCCAGAGAUUGUUACAAUUGGUUUAGUCUGGGACUCUGAGCAUUCUGACUUGACCGAAGAUGUUGUUCGGAAUCUCGCAACACAUCUUUAUCUUCCCGGGCUUUUUUAUAGGGUUACUGAUGAAAAUGCCAAAAAUAGUGAACUUCACCUUGUUGGCAUGAUUUGCUACACUAGCCGACAUUAUUGUGCCUUUGCUUUUCAUACCAAGAGUUCCAAAUGGGUAUUUUUUGACGAUGCAAAUGUGAAAGAGGUUGGAACUAGAUGGAAAGAUGUGGUCUCCAAGUGUAUCCGAUGCCACUUCCAACCACUGCUUUUGUUUUAUGCAAACCCAGAUGGCACAGCAGUUUCCACUGAAGAUGCGCUCAAGCAGAUCAUCAACUGGUCACAUCAUAAAUCCGUUGCAGAAAAUACAGGAUGUGAAAAGCCCUCAAUUCAUAAGUUGGAGAAUUCAAAAGAAAAUGGAUUUGGUGAUCAGACAAAACAGAGAGAAAAUCAAAAAUUUCAAGCAGAUAGUAUUUCAUCAUUUAAUCGGAGCCACAUUCAAACAAGUGGCAGUAGAGGAACAGUUAAGUCAAGUCACAAUGAUCAAAGGGAAAAAAUAAAAGACAUUUCCAGAGAAUGUGCUCUAAAAGCCAUUGAACAGAAAAACUUACUUUCCUCACAAAGGAAAGAUUUGGAAAGGGGACAAAGAAAAGAUUUGGGCAGACAUAGAGAUUUGGUUGAUGAAGACCUUCCACAUUUCAAGUCUGGAUCACCUCCUGCCCCAAAUGGCUUUAGACAAUAUGGGAAUCCACAUCUAUAUCCUAGUCAAGGAAAAGGACCGUGUAAGCAUGACCGAAUUGCCCAUCAGAGUCGAGCUUCUGCACAAACAUUAAGUUCAAGUAAAUCCCAGAUUCUUGCUUCAGGAGAGAAAAUAACUGGCAAAUUUAAGAGUGACAGUGGUACUGGAUAUGAUACAGACAGUAGCCAAGAUUCUAGGGAUAAAGGAAGCAGCUGUAAUGGCAGCACUAAAAGCCGAAACCGAGGUUGGAAACCUAUGAGAGAAACAUUAAAUGUCGACAGUAUUUUUAAUGAAAGUGAAAAAAGGCAACAUAGUCCAAGACAUAAAUCAAAUAUUAGUAACAAAUCUAAAUAUAGCAAAGAUCAGAGUUUUAACAGUUGUCCAAAAGAGAAUCCAAAGCAAAAAUGUUUAAUGACUAUAUAUGAAGAUGAAAUGAAGCAGGAAACAGGAAGCAGGAGUUCCCUUGAAUUUAAUGGAAAAGGAGCAGAGAAAAAUAAAGCCCUCAAAGAAACUAAAGUUCAUGGUGACAACUGGCAGAUGCAAAGGACAGAGUCUGGAUAUGAAAGCAGUGAUCAUAUCAGUAAUGGCUCUGCUAAUUUGGACUCACCUGUUAUUGAUGGAAAUGGUACAGUGAUGGAUAUCAGUGGUGUUAAAGAAACCGCAUCCUUCAGCAACCAGAUUAAGACAAGCAAUCUAAACAUAGAUCGUAUGAACUAUACCUCCCAACAGAGCAAAAACUGCUUGGAAGGCUUUAGAAAAGAACUCAAGAACCUGGAAGUAGCCUAUAAAUCUUAUGAGUCCCACCCAGAAUCACAUCUACAAAUAAAGAAUCCUUUGAUAAAAAGGUCACAUAUACAUGAAACCAAUGGAAACUUAUUCCCUUCAUCCAGUCCACAAAUACUCAAGGACCAUACAACAAGAGAGCAUACCCACCAGUCAGAUGAACAGAAACUUGAAAAAUCAAGUGAAUGCAAAUUUUCUGACUGGCUUAAUAUAGAAAAUUCUGAGAGAACAGGUUUGCUUUUUCACGUUGAUGAUAAUUCUGCUUCUGGAAAGAGAGUGAACAGUAACGGAACAGUCUCACCAUCUUCAUUGUGGUCUUCACACAUGAGAACUGUGGGGUUAAAGCCAGGAACUGCUCCCCUCAUCCAGCAGCAGAAUAUGAUGGAACAGUGUUACUCUGAGAACUCUCUAUCCAGGGAACAUCUCAUUCAGUCACCCUGCAGAUCUGAUGGUUGUCAGAUGCCAGAACUUGUUUGCCAGAAUACCCCACCCCCUCUGCCACCAAAGAAAUAUGCUAUAACCAGUGUGCCACCGUCAGGGAAAAAUGAUGCUCCACCUGCUGUCAAACCAGCAGAGAUGUUUAAAGCUAAUUCUUCUAGUCUUCCAAAGCACAGUUUAAGUACAGCUUCAGAACCAGGUUUAGAAGUGAGUACAUAUAUGAAUGAUGAAAGACUUAAGGAAACAUUUCAAGCAAAAGAGUACGUCGGCAACACAUCAAACACCCCGUCCAGCUCUUCAGCUAAUGAUUUUCAGGCAGAUUCGGGUACAGCUGUUGGUGCUUCUUGCCAGCCAGAAAUAGACUCUAGUUCUACCUGUCCCAGUGAGACAGUUUCAUUAACUACCUAUUUUUCAGUUGAUAAUUGCAUGACUGAUACAUAUAGAUUGAAAUACCAUCAGAGGCCCAAGCUCUGUUUUCCAGAGAGCAGUGGCUUUUGUAAUGAUAAUUCACUUUCUCAGAAUGAAAGAGGGCUAGGGCCUGUGUUACAUAGUAGUCUUGGUUCAAACUGCCCUUCCAAGCAAAGGUAUAAACCUGGUAUACAUUGUAAUAGAUAAAUGAUGAAACUGACAGGCUUUUACUUCUGAGGCCAUUAACUAGGAAUCAACUGACUGAACCUAGGGCUAUAUGAAAUUAAAACCAUGGCAAUUUUUAAGUCAUUAAUCACGUUAACUUUCUAUACAGAUAUUUUAUUUUGUGAAGAUCUACUUAUUGGAUAUUUUGGAAUUCCCUCUGAAUAGUCUUGGCAUGCCUCAAAAAAUAGAAAAUCCGGGGGUAUGCAGAAAGUCAUUUUUCAUAUGCUGCAGUUGAGUAAAAAUGUAAUUUGUCCCUUUAUUUUCUGACUGGUAGACCCAUAGGUAUUAAACUAACCAGUACUCAUAUGUAGAUUGGUAAACUGUGCUAACUGAAAGAUAGAUGAUAUGUAGCUUGUGUAGUCAAAGCAAUAUUUGCUUUGUGAGGAAGCACUUUCUAAUGGGGAGCCAAAAGAGGACUUCACCCAUUUGCUUUUGACUUCUGUGAUAGUCUACUACAUAUGAUCCCUUUAAGUGUCUUAAAAUAUAUCGACCCAUGAAAUUGAUAGCAUUUGGGGGAAAAAAGCCUUAAUGAUAAAGCAAUUUUUUAAUUAAAUUCUCAAGGUCAGAAGAGAAGACACUUAAUUUUGCUCCUAGAAUUUUUAUCUUCAGAAUAUCCAUUGUUGUAUGCAUUCAUAAACAUUACUUCAGUCAUGUAAGCUAAAAAUAGUUAAAAUACUUCAUUUAGUAUAUUUAUUUAUCUUGUUACAUUUUUUCUUACUUUAUAUGAAAUGUGAAAGGUUUUUACUUUGGUUUGGUUUACUUUGGGCUGCUAAUAACCAGUGUUAGGAAUUAACCUAUAGUCCUCUUUUUAAGACUAUCACUGUGACUGCCUAAAUUUUCCCUGCUAUAAUACUACCUGUUUGUAGGUUGUCAGCCCAUUUUAGUGAUUUUCAUAUUCUUGAAUUUGAAAAUCUUUCUGGGUUUCCAGAUUAAAUUUUUGCCUUUCAUAUAAAUUUUUAAUGAAAUGUAUUAAUUUGAGCAUCCCUCCCUUUUUUCUAAACAAAUAAUUUAAGUUUUACCCCACCUACUUUCAUGGAGAAGUCUUUCUUUAAAAAAGAAAAAAAAAAAAAGGAUUUUCCAUUAUUAUGAUGACCUUACAAGUGAAAAUAAGUACUUUAAUUGCCUUAUUUCAUAGUUGUCAUUUAAUUUUGUACUAAGCUGGUAAACUAAUUGUAGUUUAGAAUAGUUUUAUAUUGUCCACACUAGAGAAUUGAGAAUUUAGAUGAAUUUUAUAUAUAAAACAUAAUAAUUCCAUAAACUAAUUAGUAAAUGUAAUAUCUUGACCAAUCCCGUAAAUUGUUAAAAAGAUUCCAAAAUGUAAGUGAAUCUUAUUUUCUAGGUAAGUAGAAAAUAAUUGCUUGUAGAAGUCUAAGCUCACUGAGUUAUCAAAUCUUGGCCAAAUUUUGUCUUCCACCUAGAGAAGUUUUUAAUAGCCUUUUCUAGCUAUAACAGUAGGUGAUUAUUACUUUAUAUUCUCUUAAUUUAGAAAUACUUGAAUAUGAACUAAAUAAAAUUUUAUCUUUUAAGAAAGCUUUUUUUUUAACAUAGCUUUUAGUAUGGGGGGGUUGUAAAUAUUGUAAAAUUUGUAAAAUUGUAUUUGAAAUGUCACUGUAAUUACUGCUUUUAUAACAUUGUAAAACACUAGAAAAAUGAGCUUCAGGUAUUUUUAAUAGCUUUCAAAAACUUUGUGUAGUUUUUAUGUCCAGUUGAAAAUGUAUUAUUUGAAACAUUUAAACUGAUUUCUGAUACUUACAAACAAUCUCAUAGAUUUGUAUGGGAUUCAACUCACAAUUGAGUUGCAAAUGUCAAAUAGAAACGUCCAGUUUGGGCUCUUUCUAAAGUACUGUCCAGUUGAAACCUCCUGAAUCAUGUUAUAGUACUAACAGACUAGAAACUGACCAUUUGUUUUUGUUGAUUCAACACUCCAAAUAUAGAUUGCAUAUGUAUUUACUAAUCA